Polyodon spathula (Mississippi paddlefish) is the source of this 2843-nucleotide messenger RNA. Its product is annotated as synapsin-1-like. The record is from RefSeq and is a predicted model, not a curated record. NCBI's taxonomy places the organism in Eukaryota, Metazoa, Chordata, Actinopteri, Acipenseriformes, Polyodontidae. Gene Ontology annotation, molecular function: ATP binding. The coding region runs from base 539 to 2731 and encodes 730 amino acids. Gene Ontology annotation, cellular component: synaptic vesicle membrane; synaptic vesicle. Gene Ontology annotation, biological process: neurotransmitter secretion. The transcript is spliced from 13 exons.
AUUUGCAACUAACCAGCAACGUAGGUAGACAGUGAGAUAGAAACGGACUAGACUAUAUUAAAAUAUACGUGUCGUUACCUUUUUUUAUAUUUUUUCCCCAAACUUUUUUCUUUUUUUGCCAAGGAAGUAAUAUACCUGGGCACUUGGCUGCAGUUUGAAAAAUAGGGAAAUAUUUCAAAUAUUGAAAUAUAUAUUAUUAUUACUAUUUUCAAAAAAGCAGGGAGGGAGAAAGAACAAAUAGAAAACAGGAAAAGCACUAGAGAAAAAAUAAAUUGCGACGGAAUAACUGACGUUUGGUUGGUGAAGAAUGCGUUUUGAAAAGGGAACGGAGGUGCUUGUAUGUUUAUAGGUUCUCUGUCUCUCUCUAUUUCCUCCAAACCAAAGACAGAAUCGUGCCGUGUUUUUGCUUUCCAGCAAACGAGCAAGGUCGCUGCUCGAUUCCUUGUGCGCACCCGACAAGCUAAUAAUACAGUUCUAUUGCACCUUGCAUAUUCACUGAUAACACUUUUGCGUUAACUUCCUCCGUCCGACCUCAAAAAUGAAUUACCUCCGUCGACGGCUCUCGGACAGCAGCUUCAUGUCCAACCUGCCCAACGGUUACAUGAGUGACUUGCAGCGGCCGGACCCUCCACAGCCCAGCCCGGCAGUGUCGCCCGGGCCCCCAGAGCGCCGUCAGUCGACGAGUCAAUCCGCCGGAGCCGGCUUCUUUUCUUCCAUCUCCAACGCUGUCAAGCAGACCACCGCGGCGGCAGCGGCAACGUUGAGCGAAGCUGCUAUUGGUGGCACCGGUCCAGCCCGCAGCAAGAUACUGCUCGCCAUCGAUGACCAACAGACCGACUGGGCCAGAUUCUUCAAAGGAAAGAAAGUCCACGGGGAAUUCGAUAUCAAAGUGGAGCAGGCUGAGUUUUCUGAAAUUAACCUGGUGGCCCAUGCUACUGGAAACUAUAGUGUGGACAUUGAAGCCAUUAGAAAUGGGACCAAAAUUACCAAGUCUUUCCGACCGGACUUUGUGCUUGUCAGGCAGCACGCUUUCAGCAUGGCAAAGAACGGAGACUUCCGGAAUAUCGUCAUAGGGUUGCAGUACGCUGGGCUGCCCGGAGUCAACUCACUUCACUCUGUCUAUAACUUCUGUGACAAGCCUUGGGUGUUUUCUCAGAUGACAAGACUGUACAAGAAGUUUGGUCACGAGGAGUUCCCGUUGAUUGAGCAGGUCUACUACCCUAACCACAAGGAGAUGAUCACUACCCCAAAGUUUCCAGUCGUGGUAAAGAUGGGUCACGCUCAUUCUGGAAUGGGGAAGGUGAAGGUAGACAAUCAGUAUGAUUUCCAGGACAUUGCCAGUGUGGUCGCCCUGACAAAGACCUACGCCACUUCGGAACCCUUCAUUGAUGCCAAGUACGACGUUCGCAUCCAGAAGAUCGGCAACAACUACAAGGCGUACAUGAGAACUUCAAUGUCUGGUAAUUGGAAAACCAACACAGGGUCGGCAAUGCUGGAGCAAGUCGCCAUGUCCGACAAAUACAGGCAGUGGGUAGACGCCUGCGCAGACGUCUUUGGGGGCCUUGAUAUGUGUGCAGUGGAGGCUCUCCAUGGCAAGGAUGGCAAAGAUUACAUCAUCGAGGUGGUUGGCUGCUCCAUGCCUCUCAUCGGAGAGCACCAAGAUGAAGACCGGACCCUCAUCGCAGAACUGGUGCUGAGCAAGAUGAACCAGACCCUGUCCAAGACUUCCCUCCCCUCCCCAGUCCAGCCAGCUCAGCCCCAGCCCCCAGUGCAGCAGGCAGUCUCCCCACAGCCCUCGCAGGCACAGACUCGGUCAGUCCCAGGGUCUCAGCAAGGACCCCCAGCUCAACAGCGCCCCUCUCCUCAAGGUGGCCCCCAACAGCCUCCCUUUGGCCCUCAAGUAGCACGCCAGGGGCCCCCCUCCCAGCAAAGACCCUCCCCUCAAGGCCAACCGAUCCAGGGUCUGAGUCCGGCAGCCUUGAACCAGCCCCCCUCACAGCAGCAACACCGAGCCCCCAGCCCCAGCUCCCAGCACCCUCCCUCUCAGCUCCCACCCCAGCAACAGAGGCAGCCCAGCCCCGGGGGGCAGGCAGGGGGGCACCCGAUAGCAACCCAGCAGCGACAGCCAGGCCCCGGGGCCCAGCAGCCCCAGCAGAGGCCCCCGUCAGCUCAGAGCUCCCCCCAGCGCAGUCUCAGCGGCUCCCCUCAGAUGCAGAGACAACCACAGCAGCCACAGCAGCAGCAGCAGCAGCAGCAGCCACAGCCCCAGCAAAGACCAGGCCCCAUGCCCAAGCCUGCAGUCUCCCAGCAGCAGAGGCCCCCGCAGCAGAGGCCUCCGCAGCAGAGGCUACCUGGCCAAGGAGCCCCCCAGACCCCUUCCCAGCAGCAACGGCCGGCCUCCCAGGGCCCUCCUCCGCAAGGCAGGCCCCUGCCACCCACCACCCAGCAGCCCAGGCCCUCCGCACAGGGGGGCCCUCAGGGGGGAGCAGGGGGCCGCCCGCCCAUGCAGCAGAAGCCUCAGCCUCCCGUGAAACCCAGCCAGGAUCAGAGCAUGGGAAUACCACCCCAGCAGCAGCACCCCCAGCUCAACAAAUCCCAGUCUCUUACCAAUGCCUUCAACAUUCCAGAACCUUUGGCGGCUCCCCGUUCAACCCUUAGCCACGACGAGGAGAAAGCAGAGACCAUCCGGAACCUGCGCAAGUCCUUCGUGAGCCUCUUCUCAACGGAUUGACCCCCCAAAACACAAACUAACCCCCCCCCCCCCUCCGACUGAGAAACCAUCCACAACCUCCGCGAGCCUCUUCUCAAUAGAGUGACCCCCAAAACACAAACUAACCCCCACC